AUGAACAGUUUGGGGAAACAAGAUCUCAGCUUCAUCAAUUCGUACCGAUUCCAAGUAUCUGAUAUCCACACGGACAUGCUCAAUGUGAACCCGAGUCCCACAGGUGUUCAUUUCGAGAGGACGGACAACCAGCUGACCAAGAGCAUAUCAACUGUUCUCAAAGUUUUUGUCAAUGCAGUGGAGGGCUUUCACCGCGAGUCGAAUGCAUCGACCCUGCUCAGCCCCAAGGUUUCCAGUGAAGACUCGACAUCCACGUCAUCUCGUUGGGCUCAAGGCGAGCAGCUCUUCAAAUAUCUUCAAAAUGUGCGGAUUGAUGUCGAUCCUGGCAGGCCGUCGAUGGAAUUCGACGCUGACGGGACCCGCAGUUCGGUCGAGCUGACGAUUGUCAAUUUACAACCGAGUAAUAGCGGUGGAUCUGGUAGAGAACUUCUAUAUGGAGACAAAAAGAUUGGCCAUUGGCACUCGUGGAAGAAGGAUGGACUCGAUAUCCAAGAUAUCGUAUGGCCCGGUCAUAGUCACGUACCACCUGAAGACGGUCCUGACAAGUUCCACUUGAAAGUUGCCUUUUUGGAGGAGCCGCCUGUUCCGGUUAGCGGUCGCUGUCCUGUCAGCCAUGGAGUAGGCCUACCUUGUUGCGUUGGCAACCAUUCUCAAGACGAAAAAAAAAACCCACGAAACGUGACGCAAUGUUGUUCCGGCUUCUGCAUCGAUCUGCUUGAGAAGUUCAGCGACGAUCUCGGGUUUACUUACGAGCUCAUCAGAGUGGACGACCCAAAGUUCGGCACUCAUGUGAAUGGAAGGAGGUACGGGCUGAUGGGAGCGCUGGCCAAUCGCAGAGUGGAUAUGGUCAUGACAUCUCUGACAGUCAACGCCGAGCGGGAGCACGUCGCUUAUUUCACAACUCCUUUCGUGGAGACGGGCAUCGCUAUUUUGGUGGCCAAGAGGACCGGCAUCAUUUCGCCAACUGCAUUUCUAGAGCCGUUCGAUACGGCAUCUUGGCUUCUCGUCGUCGUCGUUGCCUUUCAAGUAGCCGCCCUGGCCAUCUUCCUCUUCAAGUGGCUCUCUCCGUCCGGAUAUAACAUGCAGUUAUGCGUUCCGACCAAUCAGCGUUUCUCGCUUUUCCGGACCUACUGGCUCGUCUGGGCCAUCCUUUUCCAGGCUUCUGUCAACAUCGACUGUCCGAAGGGGUUCACAUCGAGAUUCAUUUCCAACGUCUGGGCCACAUUCGCCGUCGUGUUUCUAGCCAUUUACACUGCCAAUCUGGCGGCCUUUAUGAUCACUCGCGAAGAGUUCUACGACCAGAGUUGCGUCGAAGACCCGCGACUGAUGAGCCACAAGAGUCACGAGCCGCCGUUCCGCUUUGGCACCGUGUCCAACACUCACACGGAGGCGACCAUUCUCCGGCACUACAAGGAGAUGCACUACCACAUGCGAAACUGCAAUCUCAAUGAAAUUCGAGCCGGAAUCGAAGCUGUCAAACGAGGUGAAUUGGACGCUUUUCUUUACGACGGCGCAGUGCUAGACUAUUUGGUGGCCCAGGACGAAGGUCGUCUGUUAACCGUCGGCUCGUGGUACGCCAUGACAGGUUACGGUGUCGCCUUCCCUCGCGGCUCCAAAUAUGUGGCACCUUUCAACGAAAAGCUGCUGAAAUACAUUGAAAACGGCGAAGUCGAUCGUUUGCGUCGCUUCUGGUUAACCGGCGUCUGUAAGCCAUACAAGGAGGAGUGCCAGUUUUCCGAGCCGCUGUCAACCGAGCAAUUUCUGUCCGCCUUCUUGUUGCUCCUCUCGAGCAUCGGACUGGCCUUUCUCCUCCUCUGUCUCGGGCACAUUUACUUUCACUCCAUCCGCCCCCAUCUCACAUCACCGACGACCGGCGCUUGCUGAUCUCUCAUUUCGAUUAACAUGGGCAAGUCGCUGACAUUCCGGGACGCCGUUUUCGAAACGCAGGACAGAUUGAAAUCGCAUCGUUGCCGCGACGCCAUCUGUCGCUUGCAUUUGCGAAGACUGAAUCUCCAGCUGGAUGUAACGCGUAAGAGGAUCCGCCAACUGGAGAAGCAACUCGGCGGCGGCAGCAAUCAAUAUCUCGGCCCUGUAGGGAAUGAUAAGCAUCGGGAGGUCGCCGAGGAAAGAAAUGUAAUGGAAUGUCCAGCGACGAUGCGUCCUGUAGGGUGAUGGUCUGCGCAUCGAUCCUUUAUUAGGAGCGAACUUCGACUGUUGAUCUUACACUUCAGUCAACAAGUUUUCCAGGAAAUUGAUUUUAAGGAAAUCAUCUAGAUCCAAUUGCAAAACCUGGCAACGGCCUCCACGCCAAAGGGAAUUUCACAAGUGAUGGACGCAACGUAACGCAUAAUCAGCAAUCCUGUAGGUCCGUGCUGUUUUUCCGUUGCGAGGGUCAUUAAAACGUGAUGUAACGAUGAAUGAUUGAAAGUUCUGAUAAUAAUCAAGAAAAAUAUUGAUGGUGAUGGCGGUGCCGAUAAACGACGAGGAAAUUGUUUGGAAAUCAUAAUUAUAUAACUAGUAAAAAAUUUAAAUGAUCUGUUCAAUACAAAGUUGAUGAGAUGA
Molecule: messenger RNA, 2562 nt
Organism: Daphnia pulicaria
Lineage: Eukaryota; Metazoa; Arthropoda; Branchiopoda; Diplostraca; Daphniidae
Product: glutamate receptor ionotropic, NMDA 2D-like
Biological process (GO): monoatomic ion transport; modulation of chemical synaptic transmission; synaptic transmission, glutamatergic
Cellular component (GO): plasma membrane; postsynaptic membrane
Molecular function (GO): NMDA glutamate receptor activity; transmitter-gated monoatomic ion channel activity involved in regulation of postsynaptic membrane potential
Source: RefSeq, a predicted model, not a curated record